AUGACUCAAACCCCCGAACAACGCAAACGCAACGCCAAGUACGCCAAAAUCGAAACGGCGAAACGCGGAAAGGCACCACAGGAGAUCAAGAGGAAGCAAGAUUUCAAGAGUCCGAUUUCGCCUUUUUGGUUAGGAGUCCUAGCAUUCGUAAUCUUCGGCGGUCUAGGUUUCGAAUUGAUCUCUCAGAUAUUCUUCAAGUAA
Molecule: messenger RNA, 201 nt
Organism: Glarea lozoyensis ATCC 20868
Lineage: Eukaryota; Fungi; Ascomycota; Leotiomycetes; Helotiales; Helotiaceae
Exons: 3
Coding region: 1-201 (66 amino acids)
Cellular component (GO): endoplasmic reticulum
Source: RefSeq, a predicted model, not a curated record